Messenger RNA from Puccinia graminis f. sp. tritici CRL 75-36-700-3, 405 nucleotides. RefSeq lists its product as uncharacterized. The transcript has a single exon. NCBI's taxonomy places the organism in Eukaryota, Fungi, Basidiomycota, Pucciniomycetes, Pucciniales, Pucciniaceae. The record is from RefSeq and is a predicted model, not a curated record. The coding region runs from base 1 to 405 and encodes 134 amino acids.
AUGAUAAAGAGGACCAACGCGACUUCUGGUAACAUCCAUCCCUUAUCUGAUCCGGAGGCAAUACUCAAAGCUGGGAACGCUGAGAAAAGAUGCAAUAAACAGAAAUCAAACCGCCCGGUCACUCCGCUCCCCUCAUUGUCGAUUUUGGCUCCUACGAUCAUGUUGGAAACAAUCAUCCCACCCGGAGGCCAAGAACCACCAGCCAACUCCACUCGCGACUCCAGUCGUACAGCCGAUGGAUCCGACAUUAGUACGGCUAAGGAAUGGUUCAAGGCCGUGCUCAAGAUCCAACACUCUGCUAUCACUCAAGCCCAGGACGAUGUGGAACUACUAUUUGGGAUGAAUAGAGCUGGAGAGGGAAAGAUGCUUCAAUGGGCUGCCUCUCUGGUAAACUGGGUUGAGUAA